This is a messenger RNA of Calidris pugnax (ruff), 943 nucleotides long. It is a transcript of the gene TLCD1, whose product is annotated as TLC domain containing 1. Gene Ontology annotation, cellular component: plasma membrane. The transcript is spliced from 3 exons. Gene Ontology annotation, biological process: plasma membrane organization; membrane assembly; phospholipid homeostasis. The record is from RefSeq and is a predicted model, not a curated record. Lineage: Eukaryota; Metazoa; Chordata; Aves; Charadriiformes; Scolopacidae. The annotation marks the transcript as partial.
UCUCCCCCCAGCCUCUGGAACUCCCCGGAGCUGCUCUCCGACAUCCAGGACGGCUACAGCAUCUCAGGGCACCUGCUGGUCUGCUUCUCCUCGGGCUACUUCAUCCACGACAGCCUUGACAUCAUCUUCAACCACCAGUCCCGCUCGUCUUGGGAGUACCUGGUGCACCAUGCCAUGGCCAUCUCUGCCUUCGUCUCGCUCAUCAUCACGGGUCGUUUCCUGGUGGCGGCGAUACUGCUGCUGCUGGUGGAGGUGAGCAACAUCUUCCUCACCGUCCGCAUGCUGCUGAAGAUGAGCAACGUGCCUUCCCCGGCGCUCUACGAGGCCAACAAGUAUGUCAACCUGGUGAUGUACUUCGUCUUCCGCCUGGCGCCCCAGUCUUACCUCACCUGGUACUUCCUCCGCUACGUGGAAGUGCAGGGCCAGGGUGCCUUCCUCACCGCCAACCUCCUGCUGCUCGACGCCAUGAUCCUCAUGUACUUCUCCCGCCUCCUGCGCUCCGAUUUCUUCCCCUCCCUGCGCAAGGGCUCUGCGGGGAGAGACGUGGAUGGUGAGAAGUUCCUGAUAGACUGAGACGUGCGCGCCCAGGGGGACCCGGGCUCCGGCUCCUGGAGGUUUUUGGGCUCUCCAAACCUGCUCUGAUGUGCCUUAGGGCUCGCUCCCUGGCCCCGGGGCCUGCCUUCACCCGCUCUGCUGCCUAAAAAGCGCUUCCCUGCUGGACCAGCCCGACAGCCUCGCCGAGCCAUGGCGACACCGCCGAAGCCAGGGGCAUGGCCGAUGGAGAAGCAGCCCAAGCCGGCUUCCAUGCAGGCAGUUGGAGGGCCAGGGGUGGCUGCGUUUCGCAGCUGAUGGCCUGAGAGGGUUGCAAGGGAAGGGACGAGUCCCUCCCGUGGUGAUGUUGGGUGUUAUGUGCAUUAAAAUCGGUCUGUUUACUGCUGCCGCA